This is a messenger RNA of Linum trigynum, 270 nucleotides long. NCBI's taxonomy places the organism in Eukaryota, Viridiplantae, Streptophyta, Magnoliopsida, Malpighiales, Linaceae. The record is from the annotation of a GenBank genome assembly.
AUGGCCGCGAUUUCUUGGGCCGACGGGGUCAAUAACAGACCCGACCCACGACCACACCCACGCGCCACCGCAGCCGCGCGAUCCGCCCGGGACGGCUCCACAUAUGCCGCCCUUCCUCCCUCGGCCUCCGCAGCCGCCGCGACUGCCAGCUCUGCCGCCGGCUUCGCUGAGGAAGACCCGCCGCCCCCCAGACCACGUUUGCCGCCUCGGCUGGGAUCGGGGAUGGUCCCGCGAUGGUGGAUCCGCCGCCAGCCGCGACGCCACCGUUGA